This is a messenger RNA of Trichoplax adhaerens, 1698 nucleotides long. RefSeq lists its product as uncharacterized. The record is from RefSeq and is a predicted model, not a curated record. The transcript has 14 exons. Gene Ontology annotation, biological process: chromatin remodeling; regulation of transcription by RNA polymerase II; box C/D snoRNP assembly. NCBI's taxonomy places the organism in Eukaryota, Metazoa, Placozoa, Uniplacotomia, Trichoplacea, Trichoplacidae. Bases 1 to 1431 code for a protein of 476 amino acids. Gene Ontology annotation, molecular function: ATP hydrolysis activity; DNA helicase activity; ATP binding. Gene Ontology annotation, cellular component: R2TP complex; Ino80 complex; Swr1 complex.
AUGUUACAGGCAGCAGCAACUGCAGGAUCAGUACAGGAAGUGAGAGAAAUUACUCGAGUUGAGCGAAUCGGUGCUCACUCUCAUGUCAGAGGCUUAGGCUUAGACGAUGCUUUAGAGGCUCGCCAGGUUUCGCAAGGAAUGGUAGGCCAGCUCAGUGCUAGAAGGGCAGCAGGAAUUAUUCUUGAAAUGAUUAGGGAUGGAAAAAUUGCUGGUCGCGCUGCAUUAAUAGCUGGACAUCCCGGAACUGGGAAAACAGCUAUUGCAAUGGGUAUGGCUCAAGCUCUUGGCACAGAUACACCCUUCACAAGUAUAGCUGGCAGCGAAAUAUUCUCCCUCGAAAUGAGUAAAACGGAAGCAUUAACGCAAGCCUUCCGGCGGUCCAUCGGAGUAAGAAUCAAAGAAGAGACAGAAAUUAUAGAAGGAGAGGUCGUUGAAAUUCAAAUCGAUCGUCCAGCUACUGGUUCUGGACAGAAAGUUGGUAAACUCAUAUUGAAAACUACUGAAAUGGAAACAGUGUAUGAUUUAGGAUCGAAAAUGAUUGAAUCUUUAACAAAAGAAAAAGUUCAAGCUGGUGAUAUUAUUACAAUUGAUAAAGCUACCGGGAAAAUAUCGCGUCUUGGCAGGUCUUUUACACGGGCUAGAGACUAUGAUGCAAUGGGACCUCAAACAAAGUUUGUUCAGUGCCCUGAAGGCGAAUUACAAAAAAGGAAGGAAGUUGUUCAUACUGUCACGCUUCAUGAGGUUGACGUUAUCAAUAGCAGAACUCAAGGCUUUCUAGCUCUUUUUUCCGGCGAUACCGGAGAAAUAAAAACCGAAGUUCGCGAACAAAUUAAUACCAAAGUUGCAGAAUGGCGAGAAGAAGGAAAAGCUGAUAUAGUUCCUGGGGUUUUGUUCAUUGAUGAAGUUCACAUGUUAGAUAUUGAAUGUUUUUCGUUCCUAAACCGAGCAUUGGAAAGUGAUCUAGCUCCAAUCUUGAUUAUGGCUACAAAUCGUGGCAUUACAAAAAUUCGUGGAACAAACUAUAGCAGUCCUCAUGGAAUACCAAUUGAUUUACUUGAUCGACUUUUAAUCAUUUCAACGUCACCUUAUGAUGAGGAUGAAGUAAAACAAAUCUUAACCAUACGUUGUGAAGAAGAAGAUGUCGAAAUAUCUGAAGAUGCUUUGUCCGUGUUGACCAAAAUCGGCCAAGAUACUUCUCUUCGCUAUGCCAUACAACUUAUUACAGCUGCAAAUUUAGUUUCCAGGAAGAGAAAGGGCACUGAAGUUAGCGUGGAUGACGUAAAGAGAGUUUAUGGACUGUUCUUAGAUGAGUCUCGCACAAUCUCUUUCCUAAAAGAGUAUCAAAAAUCUUUUAUGUUUAAUGAAGUUGAUGACGAAGCCGCAACAGAUCCGAAAGGAGACGCUGAUGGCGAUGCGAUGGACGUUUCUUAGGCGAUUACGUCUUGGCUACCUAUGAUUUUUUAAGAUAUUUGCCCUUAGAAUGCGAUGGCAAUAAUGCUAUAGUACUUGUAGUGUAUCAACAUCGUGUACAAUUACGUAUUUAUAGAUAUGAUAUCUCAUCUUUGUUCUAGCAGUGGUCAAUCCAAUAGAUUCAUUAUUGCUAUUAUUCCUCUAUUCGAUCGUGCAUUUUCUGUCUACGAAUUUUCGUGCAACUUAUUGUACAUUAUUGAACAUAAAAUAGAUCGAUUACUCGUUUAU